UCUCCAUGUACACAAUAUCAAUCUGCUUUCUGAAUAAGGGGUAUUUUUUUUUAUAUGGGGAUUAUUUCUUCUUUUGCAGCUACUGACUCGGGACUGAAUCAUGGUUCUUAAGGGCUACUGCUUCUGGGCCCUCCUUCUGCUGCUUUUCCUCCCAGCCGCUUCCUUCUUCCCCUGCAGAAAUGCCUCAUCCUAUGAAGACUUCGUGAGAAGGCACAUAGACUACCCCAAAACCGACCUCCAGAAUGACCACAACUACUGCAACCGGAUGAUGCGCCGCAAGGGCUUGAAAUGUCAAUGGAGCAACACCUUCAUCCAUGCCAGCAGAGAACGGCUGACUGCCAUCUGCACAUCCAGAGGAAAGAAACUGGAUGGCAAUCAGACCAGCAAAAGCCUGUUCCCGAUCACCAUCUGCAUCAAAAGUAACCAACGCAGGACAAUCUUCUGCAAGUACAAAGGAAAGAGUAAGAUCAGGAAAAUCCGAGUCACUUGCUCUAGGGGCCUUCCAGUCCACUACAUUACCCAUGCUUGAAAGUAGGAGAGAAAUGUGGCGGAACCAAAGAUCCUAUUCUAUACUGCUUUGGCAACCUUCCCUCAUGUAUUCUGCUCUCCCACAUCUGCACACACGCAGACUGAGCUGAGUGCAUUGCUUGGCAUAAGCAGUUUUCUCCAGUUCAGGCUGCAGCCUUCCUGAUUAAUCUGAUUUUCCUUUACCACCAAGUACAGCUUGGUUUCAUCAGUCUUCAAAAGAUCAGCCACAAUAGCCUUGGUAGUGUCUUUAAACUCCACGUGUAUCCAUGCAAAUAAAGUUGCA
Molecule: messenger RNA, 811 nt
Organism: Candoia aspera
Lineage: Eukaryota; Metazoa; Chordata; Lepidosauria; Squamata; Candoiidae
Product: ribonuclease-like
Exons: 1
Coding region: 101-529 (142 amino acids)
Biological process (GO): defense response to Gram-positive bacterium
Molecular function (GO): RNA nuclease activity; nucleic acid binding
Source: RefSeq, a predicted model, not a curated record